AAGGGGACGUCAUCGUUCGGAAAGCGUCGCAAUAAGAUGCACACGUUGUGCCGCCGCUGCGGCUCUAAGGCCUACCACCUUCAGAAGUCCACCUGCGGCAAGUGUCGCUACCCUGCCAAGUGGAAGAGAAAGUAUAACUGGGGUGCCAAGGCUAAAAGACGGAAUACCACUGGGACCGGCCGAAUGAGGCACCUAAAAAUUGUAUACCACAGAUGCAGGCAUGGAUUCCGUGGAGGCACGACACCUAAGCCCAAGAGGGCAGCUGUUGCAGCAUCCAGUUCAUCUUAA
Molecule: messenger RNA, 288 nt
Organism: Canis lupus familiaris (dog)
Lineage: Eukaryota; Metazoa; Chordata; Mammalia; Carnivora; Canidae
Product: 60S ribosomal protein L37-like
Exons: 1
Coding region: 37-288 (83 amino acids)
Biological process (GO): translation
Cellular component (GO): ribosome; cytosolic large ribosomal subunit
Molecular function (GO): structural constituent of ribosome; RNA binding
Source: RefSeq, a predicted model, not a curated record